Molecule: messenger RNA, 1688 nt
Organism: Cyprinodon variegatus (sheepshead minnow)
Lineage: Eukaryota; Metazoa; Chordata; Actinopteri; Cyprinodontiformes; Cyprinodontidae
Gene: atg4b
Product: autophagy related 4B, cysteine peptidase
Exons: 13
Coding region: 49-1224 (391 amino acids)
Molecular function (GO): protein-phosphatidylethanolamide deconjugating activity
Source: RefSeq, a predicted model, not a curated record
AGUCGGAGUGCAGAGAACAACAAACAAGAUAGGGUGAAGAUCAUCGGGAUGGAUGCAGCUACAUUAACGUACGACACACUUCGGUUCGGAGAGUUUGAAGAUUUUCCUGAGACCUCGGAGCCUGUGUGGAUCUUGGGGAAAGAGUACAACGCGCUCACAGAGAAAGAUGAGAUUCUGUCGGACGUCACAUCACGACUGUGGUUCACAUACAGGAAAAACUUCCCGCCCAUCGGAGGAACGGGGCCGACGUCGGACACAGGGUGGGGGUGUAUGUUACGGUGCGGCCAGAUGAUUCUGGGGGAGGCGCUGAUGUGUAGACACCUAGGCAGGGACUGGAGAUGGGCCAGAGAGCAGAAACAAAGAGAAGAAUACAUCAGCAUUCUCAACGCCUUCAUUGAUAAAAAAGACAGCUACUAUUCCAUCCAUCAAAUCGCCCAGAUGGGAGUGGGAGAGGGAAAGCCGAUCGGACAGUGGUACGGACCCAACACCGUCGCCCAGGUCCUGAAGAAGCUGGCUGUGUUUGAUACGUGGAGCAGGUUAGUCGUCCACGUGGCGAUGGACAACACUGUGAUCAUCGAGGAGAUCAAGCGUCUUUGCAUGCCGUGGCUGGACCUAGCAGGUGAAGCGGAGGGCGAGGCGGAGGUGAACGGCUGCCUGGAAGGAGCGUGCGCUCUGGCUGAGGAGGAGGCGGCUCUAUGGAGGCCGCUGGUCCUGCUCAUCCCGCUCAGGCUGGGCCUGAGUGACAUUAACGAGGCCUACAUUGAAACCCUGAAGCAAUGCUUCAUGCUGCCUCAGUCCCUGGGUGUUAUUGGGGGGAAACCCAACAGUGCCCAUUACUUCAUUGGUUAUGUCGGAGAGGAGCUGAUCUAUUUAGACCCGCACACCACGCAGCCGGCGGUGGAGCCCAGCGAAGACGGCCAGGUCCCCGAUGAAACCUACCACUGUCAGCACCCGCCCUGCCGCAUGCACAUCUGUGAGCUGGACCCGUCCAUCGCAGCGGGCUUCUUCUGCCAAACAGAGGAUGACUUUGAUGACUGGUGUCUGCGCAUCCGAAGGUUGUCCUGCAAGAAAGGCGGCCUGCCCAUGUUUGAGUUGGUAGACAGUCAGCCCGUCCACAUGGUCAGCGUCGACGCCCUGAACCUUACUCCUGAUUUCUCAGACUCGGACCGACUGGAACGGUUCUUUGAUUCCGAGGAUGAAGAGUUUGAAAUCUUGUCCCUGUAAGGACCUUUGAGGAACAGCGAUACGGACAGUAGGCGAAGGUUCGUCUCUUCUCCAGAUCAGAAGAGGAGCCCGGUGGGGUGGGGGGGUUGAACAUUUAUUAGAGACCUGCUCCAGAGGAAGCUCCUCCCAUCAGCUGUGUCCCGUAGCUGGACUGAGGCUGCAGCCGGAGCUCAGGAUCAUCUGUAUGCACAUCUUCACACGCCUGUGUUUUCAUUCCAGUCUUAACACUUUAAAUGUUUAUGCUGAAGUGACCUGGUGCCUUUCCCCACCCCCCGCCCCCCUGAGUAAAAUCGCCAUUACGGUUUUAUGUUGACUAGACCCACAGCGGCUUACGCAGUUCAUCCACUAAUCCCUGCAGUCUGUAAUGAAACCAAAUUUUAGCUGCUGACGCAAAGUAUCCUCGCCAGGUUUACCAUCUACUCUCUUUCUGUUUGAAAAUUAUUUAUUUAAUCAAAACAUAGGUA